Molecule: messenger RNA, 1254 nt
Organism: Micromonas pusilla CCMP1545
Lineage: Eukaryota; Viridiplantae; Chlorophyta; Mamiellophyceae; Mamiellales; Mamiellaceae
Exons: 1
Coding region: 1-1254 (417 amino acids)
Biological process (GO): positive regulation of translation; nuclear-transcribed mRNA catabolic process, nonsense-mediated decay
Cellular component (GO): cytoplasm; nucleolus
Molecular function (GO): mRNA binding
Source: RefSeq, a predicted model, not a curated record
AUGCCGCGCACCAAGGCGGUCGUCCGGAACCUCCCCCCCGACCAAGACGCGUCGUCGUUCUUCGCCUCCGUCGACGCGAGCGGGUUCGACGGAACCACGUGCGCGUAUCGCGACUUCGUCCAAGGGAAGCGCAAGACGCGCGUGGUGAUCCCGUCCGUCGCGCACGUCGGGUUCGACACCGAGCGCGCGCUGUUCGACUUCGCCGCCGCGUUCGACGCGAGGGCGUACGACGACGCGUUCGGCGGGGAAUGGCGCGCGAGGGUGGAGUACGCGCCGUACCAAAAGAUCCCGCGACUCAAGCCGCGCCUUGACAAGCGCGAGGGCACGAUCGAGCGCGACGCGGACUAUAAAAAGUUCGUCGAAAAGCUCGCGGAGGACCCGGUCGCGAUGCAGAGCGCGGAGGUGUUGCUGGACCGGAGGGAGCGCGAGAAGAAGGCGCUGGAGCGCGCGAACGGAGGGAAGGCGCCGGUGCGACUGAGCGCGCUGAUGAAGCAUCUCAUCGCGAAACGCGAAGCCGAGCGGAGCAAGCUCGAGCGGAAGAAGAAGAAGGCGAAGGCGAGGAAAGAGAAGGCGGCCGCGGGCGGCGGCGGCGGGGAUCGAACCGGCGGCGGCGCGGGGGGCACCGCGGAGGACGAACGGACGUUAGGGAAGAAGGCGAAGAAGUGGGCGAGGAAGAAGGCUAAGGAGGCGGAGGCGGCGGCGGCGGCGGCGGCGGCGGGUGGGAAAUCGAACGCGAACGCCGCCGGCGGAGGAGGGAAGGGGAAGCGACCCGACGCGUCCGAGAAGCAGACGCAGAAGCUCAUGCGACGCAUGACGGUAAACGACGGCGGCGGCGGGGAUCGAACCGCCGGCGGGGUCCCGAAGCCGAAGAGCGGCAGCGGGAAGAGGGCGGGCGGGGGAGGAAAGGGCGGCGACGGCGGCGACGCCGCGCAAACGCCGGCGGCGAUGAAAACGCCGAAGAUCCUCGCGCGGCCGCAGACGACCUCGACCGCGCCCGCGCCCGCGAACGGCGGCGGCGGCGGGGUGGGCGCGAGUAAACCCUCGAAGAAGAAGGCGAGGCCGGACGUGCAGAUAUAUGUCGCGCCGGGCGCGCGCAAAGGCGACGGCGGCGGCGGCGGCGGCGGCGGCGGCGGCGGCGGAGAGAAGGGCGGCGUCUCCGCGCCGAAACCCGGCGGCGGCGGCGGCGGUGGGAACAAGAAGCAUAAGCACCCACCGCGAGCGAAGGGCGCCGUCCCCGCGCCGAAAGUAGGAUGA